This is a messenger RNA of Abrus precatorius (Indian licorice), 1192 nucleotides long. RefSeq names its product transcription factor bHLH153. The transcript has 7 exons. Gene Ontology annotation, biological process: regulation of transcription by RNA polymerase II. Bases 486 to 917 code for a protein of 143 amino acids. The record is from RefSeq and is a predicted model, not a curated record. Gene Ontology annotation, cellular component: nucleus. NCBI's taxonomy places the organism in Eukaryota, Viridiplantae, Streptophyta, Magnoliopsida, Fabales, Fabaceae. Gene Ontology annotation, molecular function: protein dimerization activity; DNA-binding transcription factor activity, RNA polymerase II-specific; RNA polymerase II cis-regulatory region sequence-specific DNA binding.
GUAUUAUAUUCAUUUAGCUUUAUAAAAUCACAUUUUGACAUUAACUUGCACCCCCUUCUUCUUCUUCCUUCUCCACAAGAAGCCACACAACUCUCUUUCUCUUCCUUCAUUGAUGAGCUUCUACUAGCUUUUCUUUCAAGCACCAGUACGUCACUUACCUUGUUGUUCCAUAUAAGCAUAUGCUUGUAAAAGUGUCUGCUACUUUUAUCAAGUUUUUGAAUUUUCCUGCCGAAAUGAAAUUUUGAUCACAGGCACUGCUUAAAGUCUCAAACUUUAUAACUUUUGGAAGAUACCCACCAAAACAUUUGCAGCCAUCACUUGCCUAAGAAGAGGGUUCUGGUUUCAACUAUUUCUGCUUUUUGUUUCAAAAAAAGUCAUAGAUGAUAGCCAGCUCCUUCUGCAAUGCUGAUUCUAUGUUUUCAGGACAAGAAAGAGGGUAGGAAACAGGAACAGUUAUUAGGGAAGAGGGGAUAGAUGUUAGAAAAAUGAUGGGACAUAAAAGGAGUCCCUGCUCUGUUGACCAAAGCAGCUAUACUUCUAUUGCAUCUAAAAGGCAAAAGGCUGAUUUAUCCAUCAGCACUAAGGAGAGGAAGGAAAAGAUUGGUGAACGAAUUGUUGCACUUCAGCAGCUUGUUUCACCAUAUGGAAAGACAGAUACAUCUUCUGUUCUAAAGGAGGCAAUGGAAUACAUAGGGUUCCUUCAUAAACAAGUUAAGCUGCUUAGUGCUCCUUACCUCGAAAGUUCACCAACAACCAAGAUGCAGGGUAUGGAACCAUGCAGCUUGAGGAGUAGAGGGUUAUGUCUUGUUCCUGUCUCAUUUACAAUUGGAGUUGCUGAAAGCAAUGGUGCAGAUAUUUGGGCUCCCAUCAAGACGAGUUCACCUAAAUUUGAGAAUGAUGUCUCGCAAUUUCAUUGACUAAUUUUGUCAACUUUGCAGCCUAAAGGUUGAGCCUUGUAGCUUGAUAAUUUAUAUCAUACAUCUAGAUGGAAUCGUAGUAGCUAAAAUAGUUUAAAGCAUUAAUUAAAAACUCUUAUCAUGAAGCUGUCCCACGCCUUUAAGAUUUUAAACCGGUGAUGGGGGUGAGCUUCCAAGUAGCCAUAUAUAUGUCCUUAAUUCCAUGUGCUGAUUAUGAAAUGUAUAUUUGAAAAUUUCUAGUUGUAUAAUGAUUCCAUGUACUAAUUAGCUUAAUG